Tachysurus fulvidraco (yellow catfish) is the source of this 3069-nucleotide messenger RNA. RefSeq names its product neurocalcin delta b (gene ncaldb). Lineage: Eukaryota; Metazoa; Chordata; Actinopteri; Siluriformes; Bagridae. The record is from RefSeq and is a predicted model, not a curated record. Gene Ontology annotation, molecular function: actin binding; tubulin binding; calcium ion binding. Gene Ontology annotation, biological process: calcium-mediated signaling. Gene Ontology annotation, cellular component: cytosol. The coding region runs from base 287 to 865 and encodes 192 amino acids. The transcript has 4 exons.
UUUCGGAGCGGAGAGCUGAGCUGAGCGCGCGCACUGACAGUCUGCGGAGUUUGGAGUGGUGACAGUCUCUCUGUGUCUCUGUGUCUCUGUGUCUCACUCUGUGUUUCACUCUGUGUCUCUGUCUGUGUCUCUGGGUCUCUGUCUGGGUCUCACUCUGUGUCUCACUCUGUCUCUAUCACACACACAACCGUGUGUGUUCUGUCAGCGCGUCUCCAGGUUAUGGACGUCUAAAAAAUCAGCUGUCAUUCUACAUUUCCUGCGCAGCUGAAACAGAAUACGUGUUGUAAUGGGGAAGCAGAACAGCAAGCUCCGUCCCGAGGUGAUCCAGGACCUGUUGGAGAGCACCGAUUUCACCGAGGAGGAAAUUCAGGAGUGGUAUAAGGGCUUCCUGCGGGACUGUCCCACCGGUGCGCUCACCAUGGAAGAGUUCAAGAAGAUCUACGGCAACUUCUUUCCGUACGGAGACGCGUCCAAGUUCGCAGAGCACGUCUUCCGAACCUUCGACGCCAACGGGGACGGAACGAUAGACUUCCGAGAGUUCAUCAUCGCGCUGAGCAUCACGUCACGUGGCCAGCUCGACCAGAAGCUCAAGUGGGCCUUCAGCAUGUACGACCUGGACGGCAACGGCUACAUCAGCAAGGACGAGAUGCUGGAGAUCGUACAGGCCAUCUAUAAGAUGGUGUCGUCUGUGAUGAAGAUGCCUGAGGACGAAUCCACACCAGAGAAGCGAACAGAGAAAAUCUUCCGUCAGAUGGACAAGAACCGUGACGGUAAACUAUCUCUGGAAGAAUUUGUCGAAGGAGCAAAGAACGAUCCAUCCAUUGUGCGGCUCCUGCAGUGUGACCCGAGCAGCGCAGGGCAGUAAGGAGCAGAGCGACGCCUCCUGCUGCACGACUCUAACACUGCAGCUCUCCUUCAUCCUCAACACACAGAGUUACAUAUGCGCAUCAGUGUGAGCGGAAAUUCCAACAACCAGGAAAUGUCUGCUUAGAGAAACACACACACACACACCCAUGGACUCAGUGACUGGAGUAAAUCCCUCUGUUCGGUGCAUACACACUGUGACAGGAUAUGGCACCGUCACACAGGAAGUGCUGGUAUGAUAUUCAUUCUGCUCUGGUCUAUUACACAACGAUGAUAUCUAGGAAGUGUUAAAAAAUCUGAGAAAAUAUAGUAUCGUAGUUCAUUUAGCCACGACAUUUUCAUUAAGUACAAGUUUGUUUGUUUUUUUCAGUCAGACAAGUUCUGUGACUUGUCAACCAAACGCUCGAGCAGCCGCAGGUUUCUCCCCUACAUGUGGAAGCGUUAGGUUCUCUCGAUCACGAGCCUCGGAUUAGACACUUAGGUGUGUGGAGAUUUGAAGGAAAAUGUAUUAAACACGUGUGUGUGUGUUAAGUUAAAGCAUGCGACUGCCCGUGCGAUCGUGAAGCGCAAUCGUUGUGAUGAAGUCUGAUAAAAAAAAAAACAACCUCUUUCCAAAAACUCAACACUCCAUGUGUGUGUCGCCGUUAUUGUUUAGUACAGUAGGAGAAAUACGAGGCCUCGAGUGCCGUGGUGACCGCAGUAACAUGUGAGUAUGCUAGUCACUUCUCUAACAUUAGCCAACUAGCAUUAACCUAACCGCUUUAGCAGUAUUUAUCACCUUACUAAGUUUCAUGAAGCUACGACGCACCGCCUAAAGGGUUCUAGCGUCGUAUUCCUGUUACUAUGCUUUAAAUCGCCAAGACUGUAAUUUAUUAAGAAUUACAUCAUCACUUACUUUUUAUCUGUUUAGAGUUACUCACAAGAGUAGAGUUCUCUCUAUCACAUCACAGCAGCUGUAACCAUUCUGACAUCAGAGACUCCUUCCAGAAAUAUUACAUAAACACCUCUGUACAGGAAGCAGAAAACAUCACCGUGAGCUGUUACUAUAGAAACGUUAAGGUAUUUAGCAGCGCUGUGGUGUUAAGUGGGCAUCGUUUGCUAUUGCUAGUGCUAGUGUUAAAAAGCUCUGUCCGCUUCCUGAACACCGGGAAACUCGUAAGCUGCUUUCUCCUUUUAUGAGAUUUGACGUUCAUCUCGUUGCAGAUGUUUUUAUCUAAACCGCCAUCUGAGUUAAGCAGGAUUGAUGCGGGAAGCUAACCGCUUUCAUCGUCAUGAUCCACAUAACGCACGAGUUGUUUGGAAAUAAUGUUAGCCUAGAACAUGCGUGGACAUGUCUAAUCACGUUCCUGAUGCACUGUGAUCGGACUCGUCGGUCUUUUGUCAAGUUUUGUUUUGUUUCGAUUUUGUCUAAUUCAUGUUUGUUCAGAAUAUCAGAAAUGGUUUUUGUACUUGAAUGCAGGGCUGACAGCAAGAUGGAGACAGUCAGUACAGAGAAUUAUCAUAAUAAAUAAACUAAAUUAAUAAAUUGAUUGAUUAAUUGAUUGGUUGAUUAAAUAAUUAAUCAGGCAAGUAAUUAAUCAAUGAAUCAAUUAAUUGUGUAAUUAAUUAAUUGGUUACACAAUCAAGCACUUAAUUAAUUGUUUGAUUAAUUACUUGGUUAAUUAAUCAAGCAAUUAAUAAAUCAAUCUUUUAAUUAAUUAAAUGGUUAACAAAAAUAAAUGUUUUAAGUUUAAAUAUCCACAUCACCUGAUUUGUGCUGGUGUAAUUUUUCUUUUUGUUAGCACUUAGCAUUGAGCAACUGACUAGCCUAGCUAACCUCAUUCCUUCAGCUGUAACAGCACAAAGUCAUGUAUCAUGUAAGUGAGCAUCAGCACACGGCUACUUAGCAUCAGAUCAUCAACACGAUCAGAAUUCUUCAUAUCUGAUGGACGACUCCAGCAGUGAACACGGACAUUAAGUACUCAAGAAAGAAAAAAAAAAUUUAUAUUUAAAUGUAGGAAAUAUUUAUUCUUGUUAUUAAUAUCCAUGGCUUCUGUCACACCGUGAGAUUGUUCAACUGACUUUUUUCUUUUUAAUUUGAUGUAAAUGAUGUUGUUUAAUGUCCAGUGUAAUGUGAGGCUCGGUUCAUUCAAUGUGAAGAAACAUUUUAUGCACAAUAUUAUUUUAUAAAUGUUCCAAAUGAAUUAUAAAUGGAAUUUUACUGGU